Trichechus manatus latirostris (Florida manatee) is the source of this 573-nucleotide messenger RNA. Its product is annotated as olfactory receptor 7A10-like. The transcript is spliced from 2 exons. Gene Ontology annotation, molecular function: olfactory receptor activity; G protein-coupled receptor activity. Gene Ontology annotation, biological process: G protein-coupled receptor signaling pathway. Gene Ontology annotation, cellular component: plasma membrane. The coding region runs from base 1 to 573 and encodes 190 amino acids. NCBI's taxonomy places the organism in Eukaryota, Metazoa, Chordata, Mammalia, Sirenia, Trichechidae. The record is from RefSeq and is a predicted model, not a curated record.
AUGUACUUGGUCACCUUUAUUGGGAACCUUCUCAUCAUCUUGGCCACCAUCACUAGCUCCCAUCUCCACACCCCCAUGUACUUCUUCCUUGCCAACUUUUCCUUUGUAGAUAUAUGUUUCACCUCCACCACUGUCCCAAAGAUGCUCCUGAAUAUCCACAACCAUAACAAAACCAUCACCUAUCAAGGCUGCCUCACCCAAAUAUAUUUUUUCAUGCUUUUUGCAGAGUUGGAUAUUUUUCUCCUUUCUAUAAUGGCUUAUGACCAAUUUGUGGCCAUCUGUCACCCACUGCACUACACAGUCAUCAUGAAUCCCAGACUCUGUGGCUUGCUGCUGCUGUCGUCCUGGAUAUUGAUUGUUUCUUUGUUUUAUGGUACAGGUCUUGGGGUCUACCUCAGUUCUGCCACUACCCAGAAUUCCAGGGCAAGUGCAAUAGCCUCAGUGAUGUACACCAUAGUCACACCCACGCUGAAUCCCUUUAUCUAUAGCCUGAGGAACAAGGACAUAAAAAGGGCCCUGAAAAGUCUUGUUGGGAUUGUCACUUUAAAUGAGCAACAAAAAUGUUUGCCUUGA